AAAAAAAAAAAAAAAAAAAAAAAAGAUUCCGCACCUUUACGCAAUCCGAUGAAGUCUUCACAUCAAGGUAAAAGACCAUGUACCAAAAGGACGAAAGGGACAGUGUCAGAAAAGACUUCCGAAGAACAGAAUAGAGCCAAGCUUACGGGAAAGGGCACCACAAAGCAUGCGAGACGUGGAGGAGAAGGACAUAUGGCCAGUCCACUGACACAAGGUUGCGAUUUGUGGGGGACAAAAGGUUUGUAAUUGUUAAGUACAAUCUACAUGAAAAAAUAACGGAAUGAACCAGAAUAUUAGGUAUAAAAGGAGUAAUACAGGAAUUCAAGGCAACAAUGAGAGCAAAUAGCAUUAAGGUAAUAUGCAAAAAAACAAGAAAGAAG
This is a messenger RNA of Hyphopichia burtonii NRRL Y-1933, 380 nucleotides long. RefSeq lists its product as uncharacterized. NCBI's taxonomy places the organism in Eukaryota, Fungi, Ascomycota, Pichiomycetes, Serinales, Debaryomycetaceae. The record is from RefSeq and is a predicted model, not a curated record. The transcript has a single exon. Bases 49 to 246 code for a protein of 65 amino acids.